Messenger RNA from Labrus mixtus (cuckoo wrasse), 2015 nucleotides. Gene Ontology annotation, cellular component: membrane. The coding region runs from base 182 to 1783 and encodes 533 amino acids. NCBI's taxonomy places the organism in Eukaryota, Metazoa, Chordata, Actinopteri, Labriformes, Labridae. Gene Ontology annotation, biological process: transmembrane transport. Gene Ontology annotation, molecular function: transmembrane transporter activity. The transcript is spliced from 10 exons. The record is from RefSeq and is a predicted model, not a curated record.
CCAACAUUCCUGUUGUCAGCAGCAGCUGUUAGCACACACACUGACGGAGCUGACGGGACUUGGACCUCUGACAAAGAACAAAACAAAAUGGGGAGCUCCUGAAAACUAUCCUUUUCUAUUCCUCCAGAACUUUCCUCCUAUGACUGCGGGAGUUAAAGACUUGUUUCUGACCUGACAGGUGAUGUCUCCGCUCCAGCUGUCCGUCUACUGGCGUCUCUGCCUCAUCUUCACCUUCACCUCCUUCCUCUUCUUUCUCGACAUUUUCACGGCCGCCAUCGUCGCGGCAACUUGUCGCCAUGGUAACGGCACCGGCUUGCCCGGCCGGCAUGGAGCGUUACCGCCGAACGCUGAGACGAACCAAUCACAGCCCGCGGAGACUUUAGAGAGCGAAGGCGAUUGGUGGACGGAGAGCGGGAACCCGGACUCAGUGUGUGGUUGGACAGACUGGUUGUCCUAUGGUCAGACUCUCUUCAUGGUCGGCCUGCUGCUAGGAUCUCUGGUGGGAGGAGCCAUAUCUGACCGGUACGGGAAGCGUCCGGUGCUGCUGGUGUGUGUGUGCGUGCACGCUGUGUGUGGCAUCGUGCCUGCUGUCCUUCCUCAGCCCAUCCUCUUCCUCUUUAUCCGCUGCCUGACGGGCGUCUGCUGCUGCUGCAUCAACAUCUGCUCCUUCAGUCUGGCUGUGGAGUGGACGCCUCCUGCUGCUCGCCUCUGGCCCCCGGCCUUCCUGCCCUUCUGCUUCAGUCUGGGGACGAUGGCUGGAGCGCCGCUGGCCUGGCUCAGCCCCACCUGGAGGCAGCUGCACCUGUCCCUGGCUCUUCCACAGCUCAUCUGUCUGCCGCUCUACAUUGCGAUCCCAGAGUCGCCUCGCUGGUUGUUGUUAAAGAGGCGGAGGGAAGUUCUGGAGCGUUACCAGAGCAACAGCCCUGCAGAUAAACAAUGUCUGGACCUGCUGUUGGACUCCACCUGGUCUGACCUGCAGAAAGCCUCCGAGGCUCAGAAGGAGGACCCACCUGAAGGCCACGCCCUCAGUGACAUCAUCUACCUGAGACACCCGACUGUCCUGCUGCGUCUGUUCAUCAUGAGCUACCUCAGUGCGGUUACGGCUUUGACCUACUUCGGCAUCUGUAUGAACAUCGGCUCGUUCGGCGUCGGCGUCUACUCCGCCCAGUUCUUCUCGGGCCUGUCAGAAGCUCCAUGCCUGCUCGUCCCAUUGGUUAACCUGGGCCGUCGGCCAAUCAGCAUGCUCGCUCUGGUCCUGAGUGGAUCAGCGUGCUUCCUGUCGUUACUGCUGUCCAGAUACAACUAUGAGCCCGUGUUGGUGAUGAGUUUGGCUCUGCUGGGGAAACUUUGUAUCCUGGCUGCAAACUUCAUCUCUGUUCUGUACAGCAUCGAACUCUUCCCCACUGUGGUCAGACAGCGCUGUGUGUCCCUCGUCAACCUGUGCUUCCGGAUUGGUUGCCUCGUCAACUCACUGGUCCCGCCCACCCCAAACGGAGCGAUCUCAUUGGCUGCCAUGGUGGCGUACAGCAGUGGACCAAUCAUAGGAUGCUGGCUGUGCCUGCUUCUGCCAGAGACCAGCGGCGUCUCACUCCCUGACACCGUGGAGGACUGUGACAGGCAACCUAAGCCCCGCCUACCAAAUAUUGGCGCAGUCUGGAGGACACGGAAGCUGGUGAGCAGCCAAAGCAGGAAGACGGAGCGGCUCCCUGCAGAGGACGGCGCACACACAGACACACACACACACACAGACACACACACAGACACACACACAGGACUCUUAUGAACUCACUCACUUCUGUUUGAACUCUGAUGAACUUUUUUUUUUAAUUUGUAUUUAGUUCUGAUUUUUGACCAAAAAGCCUGACGGGCGCACAAUGACCUCCGUCUGUGAGGGGAGGAGGAGAAGAAGGAGUGGGCGGGGUUUGAGCUGUGACGUUAUAUGAUUGGCUGAUUGACUUGAUAUGUUUUAUUGUUUUGUUUUUAUCACUGUGAGAAUAAACUUUUCAUCACCAUCA